Molecule: messenger RNA, 8450 nt
Organism: Lingula anatina
Lineage: Eukaryota; Metazoa; Brachiopoda; Lingulata; Lingulida; Lingulidae
Biological process (GO): intracellular signal transduction
Molecular function (GO): guanyl-nucleotide exchange factor activity; protein binding
Source: RefSeq, a predicted model, not a curated record
ACUGGUCAGUCCACACCCCAGGGCCACAGGUGCCACACCCGUCACUAGACCUAAUGCCCCCAGGGGGAGAAGAUGCCAGUCUAUGAAGGAAACCACCAGGGGGAGUGCGGCGGCCACGCCCAGUUUGGGGUCUGGAGGUAAUAGAAGGGGAAAGGAUGGGGCGCCACAGGAUGGAAUUCCAAAACUUGGUUCAACUAAGCUGCCAAACGGGAAAGUUGACGCGGGAGGUGGUGUCGCCACCUCAGCAGAGGUGCAGAGCAAUCACACGGGGGAGCUAGGCAACAAUACCGCAACGACGGCAACAGCAGCAGCAAUGACCGCCAAAGAUCAACAGCUUUCAGCAGAGCCAGUGGGUAACGUACACCAAGAAGAGAAUGAUCGAUUAAGGAGGGGUGGAAUGUCGCCCAAUCAAAAUAUCAGCACAACAACGUCCAAUGCUUCUAACCAAGCAGAUCAAAGAGUCAAAGUCAAACAAGUCCAAAACCCAACAGUGGUGCUACUACGCGAGGAGAACCACGAGAAUUUGCAGCGCUCAUCAAGCUCUGAAGUCGGCCAAUCCCCAGCCAAAUCUGUCAGCUCACCGAGCCUGUCAUCAGCAGCAGAGCAUGAUUCGAAACUUCCUCGCUUUGCGACCACUUCAGGACUGCGUGGCUCCAUGCGUAGAAAUGUUGGGUUUGCAUCUCUCAGGCGAGACACUACGAGCCCAAGCAAAGAUGGCUGCCAGGAGGUGAAGAGGAGUGGUCAAGGAUCUGUAGUGACCACCACUUCAGCGGACUUAUGUGAUGGUAAUCUGAGUACAGUCACUUCCACUUCAACAAUGUCCAAUAAUAUGGACAGCCCUUUGUGUGGUAGAUCAGAUGUAGUAUCGACCAGCUCUUCUGCAAGGUCAUCCUCAUCCACAAGCGAGGCCAGUAGUGGCCGUAGUUCAACUGACCAGUGUCGGUCAACAAAGCUCAAGUAUAUGAGCGGCUCCUGUAGUUCUAGCCAGCUAAGCUUAAAUAGUGUGUCCAGCGAGGACUAUGAGGGUCAAGGUCGUAGGGGCACAGACAGUGAACUCGAUGUCGCUCCCAAGCAGUACCGAGAUUUGAGACAUUUCUCAGGUUUGAGAAGAAAUAGUGCACCCCCAGAGACCCUCAGUGAUGAUCUGCAGCAAUUUUGUAAGAAAUUGUCCUCAGAAGUUGAUGGCAGUUAUACCAAUGCUGCCAUCUAUGCUAAUGCUUCCAGUAAUGACACUGCUUUGCCACAUACUGCUUCCCCAGUUAACCAAGACACGUCUGCAAGUUCGCAGACUCAGCCAACUUCGCCUUCUUUGAAAUCGGGUCUCAGCUCACCACGCUACUCCCUGAUUGGCCGAUCCACUUUUCCAAGGAGUUAUAGGUCGGCCUCCCUUCCGUGCAUCGAAGAGAGCGUCAUUUUGAAACAAUGGGAGGAGAUGAAAGGGAAGGGUAGUGAAAAGUCCAGCAGUGUGGACACUUUGAAUGAAGUCAGUAGGAGGCUUUCUCGAGAGCAGAUGACGACGGCCAUGUUCCAGACUGAGGACGAGGAUGAGGUGUUUACUCAGGUGGUAGAGGAAAAGUCUAUAGGCUCUAGUCCAGGAGACAUCAGCUGUAGUGACAUAGCUACAUCUUCCUCUGGUCGGAGAGUCACUGGUAGGAGAAGGACCACGACAUCCAUUCCUACGACUAUUGGGUCAACCAGGGUAGCUGGUAAUACUACUUCUACAGCUACGCCUCGUGGCCUAACCAGGCAGAACCACUCGGACUCCACGGUGUACAAAUAUCGCCGGAGUUACAGUCUCCCCACAAACUCACUCUUGGUGACCAGGAAGGAGACUAGUUUUGAUUCUGAUGGAAGCGUUAAGGAGUUCACCAGGCUUUUCCAGGUUUCCAGUCGAGGAGGAUAUACCUCAAUAGAAGAGGAGGAGGAGGAGGAUUUGUUUGAUGAGGAUUCCGAGGAAGGGGGAUCCUCGCCCAAGGUGAAUUUCUUUGUGGGAGACAAGGCGGAAAGUAGGAAAAGCAGUGCCUCAUUGGAUUUUAAUGGAAAUAAUUAUGAUGACCUAGAAACUUUUUCUAGUGAUAAAAAAACAAGUAAGUUAAUUAGUCCAUUGGAUAUUAAUCGACGAAUCAUCCUGUCGUUGCCGAACAAGGAAAGUCCAGCAAUGAAUCGGCUACGAGCAAAACGGGAAAAAUUGAUGAGGUCAAAGUCCAACCGGGAGGUCAAAUCGCUGACCGAUUCAGAACUGGACAACCGGAUGACCAGGUUAUCAUUGGCCACCCAGGAUGAUGAAGUGUCCUCGUUAUUGAACCGUACACGAAGCAAGAGCUUUAAAGAGGCCCAGAAGGUGGACGUAAUUGACAGUAAUAGUUGCAGUUCACCCAAACCUACAAGUCCCGAAUGGCGGGAUGCUGAUGUGAAGACAGGGUCCCCUCUUUCGCCAACGCAUUUAUCGCCUCUUCCAGAGGGUAGAGAACAAAUUGAGUCACCAGCGAGUGACAUUAUUUACUCUGCAGGGUCACCUCGUAUCGAGGAUCUUAUACAAGAGUCUCCAGUGGGAAGCCCAAAAAGCCCUGGGAUAUUUCGAAGGAUGUUUGGCAAAAGUCGAUCUUUUCAGGAUAAAAGGCGGGAGCGUUUGAAAAAUCUUAUUGUCGAUUCCACCCCUAGGAAUGGGCACAAAUUUGGCGAGAGUCUGCCAAGAGUUUCAAAUUCUGUCCCAACUUCGCCCAGUCUGACACUACUGCCAGGUUACUCACCCAAAACCAGUGGAGUUUUUUCCGAGAAUUCUGACGAGCUGGGACAUUUGAGUCCCAUCGUGACAUUUAGUGAGGAGGAUGACGACAUAGGAUUAUAUCCAGGGGCUCCGCGGAGCAAAAGUAUGAGACAUCGACGGAGCAAAACUAUUGGAAAUUUCAACAGCACGGGGACUAUAUCCCCGGAGAUUAAAAAACAGAUUGAAGACUCUCUUCUCCAUCCGCCUAUACGGAGUCACUCCACAUAUGGCGGUAUUGGAGGAGGGGGAGCGAGUUCGCUGGCCCCAGUGUCUCUUUUUGAACAACCACCUCGACCCAGUAGUCCUAAGCCUUGUGUGAAACCUUCAGAGGAGAGCACUGCAAUAAGCAGCCCUGUAGUCAGGUCACGUCGAUCUGCUUUCGGUAAACAGCGUGGAAAUACUUUCGAUUCAGCGGACCUGGGUCAGGAAGACACGACAGAAAAUGUUGGGGGAUUGAAACGUUUAUCACAUGAUGUUCAUCACCUUAUUACCUCAGAAACAACUGAAAGUCCGUCUAGAAGGGAUUCUUCCAAAUCUGCAGCAGACGGCGCCGAGGAAGGUCAGCCCCGCAGAAGGAAAAGUAGUCACAUUCCAUUGGCUGAGCUGGAAAAAAUGGCUGCCAUGGUGAGACAGGAAGUGGCAGCAUCAAAUAGUGGCAGUAGCGAUAGUGGGAUCAUUCAAGACAGCGUGUUGUCUAGCAGCGAGUCACUCAAAGGAGAUGACAUUCUGCUCCGAGAGUCGCCUCCUUCCACCAAGGAACGCCCAAAGUCCGACUACCUUUCCAACUGGACCAAUGACAUUUGGGAAGAGAACGGACCCAGGCGCUGUACAGAAAAACCCAGGCCCAAGUCUGAUGAUCUGGGGGGCAUUUCACUGGUAUCGCAGGCCAUGAAGUUAUAUGGCGGAGAGAAGGCGGAGGAUGUGUUUGAAGAAGGCAUGCGCACACCUCCCCUGUUCACUACCUCAGAGAAAAAGAAGAGCAUGCAAGAGAUGGUUAGGCCAGGACUCAAGUCAAGAAGGAUGUCUACCCCACACCCCAUAAAGAACCGCGUGGAGAGAAGUCCACCCAAGUCCCGACACAACAAGAGACCGCAGUUGGUGAGAUCUCUUAGCAACCCAGAAACCAUACACCACGCCGGGAAGAGAAGAAAAGCCAUCUUUGCACAGGGUAUGGCUAUUUCUACUGAGGCUGGAGAGAUUGCGUUGGCACUCAGCCGCACCUCUACAUACAGUAAUUCCUCCAACGACUCGGACACAGACUCAUCCUCUGAUGACGAACUUCACACCAGUUUUCGUGGACGGAGUUCCAGUGAUCAUUCUACGCAUCCUGCUCUCCAUACCAUGGAGGAGAUAUUCGAAGAUGAGUCCCCCAUUUAUGCUGAGGCAUUAUGGGACCACGUCACCAUGGAUGAGGAGGAAUUGCGCUUCCAGGCGGGCGAUGUCAUCGAGGUGACAGACAUGUCUGACAAGGACUGGUGGUGGGGUAUCAUCGGUGAGCGCGAGGGAUGGUUUCCCGCAGCAUUUGUACGGCUUCGAGCCAACCAGGAAGACACAGCAGAAGAAUAUGUAGAAAAGAUGAAGGACGGAAACCUGGACACGCGUACCACCAGGCGGCACUGCAGUUUCAGCUUCCUGAGCAAGGACCAAGCCAGGACCAACGUUGUGAAUGAGAUACUCAGUGCAGAGAGGGAGUAUGUGAAACAUCUCGAAGAUGUGAUAGAGGGGUACGUCAAACAAGCCAGAAAACGGCCAGAGAUGUUCUCAGAGGAGAGAAUCCGUUUGAUCUUCAGUAACAUGGAGGAGAUUUACGAGUUUACCAGUGAAUUCUUGGAAGAGCUGGAGACGUGUUACAAUGAAACUAUGCCCCACCUGAGUGAAAUUGGCCAGUGUUUUAUUAACCAUAGCAAAGGGUUUGAAAUCUACUCCGAUUACUGCAACAAUCACCCUGCUGCCUGUGAGGAACUGAAGGAGGUGCAGAAAAAUAAGAAAUAUAAACAUUUCUUUGAGGCGUGUCGGCUCCUCCAAGACAUGAUACAGAUCCCGCUAGAGGGUUUUCUCCUGACGCCAGUCCAGAAGAUAUGCAAGUACCCACUUCAGUUAGCCGAGCUGUUAAAGUACACGCGACCUGAGCACAGGGAUUACGACACGGUCCAAGAGGCCCUGGAGACAAUGAGGAAGAUCGCUGUGCUGAUUAACGAGCGGAAGAGAAAAAUGGAGAGCGUGGAGAAGAUAGCAGCAUGGCAGCGGUCUGUUGAAGACUGGGAGGGCCCUCAUUUACUGGAGACCAGCUCAGAGCUGAUCUACUCUGCUGAGGUGUGUAAGGUGAACUCUACCGGCUGGACACAAGACAGGACACUGUUCUUAUUUGACCAUUUACUCAUUUACUGCAAAAAGGACAUGUUGAAGAGAGACAGUUACAGUUUCCGUGGAAGAAUAGACAUGGACCAUUGUAAUGUCAUUCAAAUUGAGGAUGGCAAAGACUCACAGUUCAACGCCAGUGUAAAAAAUGCUCUUAAACUUCACGACGCCUCAAUCGACAAAUGGUACCUCAUCUGCAGCAAGACGCCCGAGGAUAGAGAUCGCUGGUUGCAGGCAUUCAGGGAGGAGAGACGCAGGGUCCGGGAGGAUCAAGAAAAUAAUUUUGUGGUGCCUGAGAGGAUGAAGAAAGCUGCCAUCAACUCCAAGCACCAUUCCAAGCAGCAUUCAAAGAGGUCUUAUCCAGAGAAACCAUUAGAAAAGGGAAUUUCAAGAAAAGUGUCUCGUAUGCCCUACCCAUAUCAUAUAGAAGUCUUGAACAGUGUGCCGUCACAUAUCACACUGCCACGAGGGAUUUCUAGUCACGACACUGUGAGCAACAAAAAGAGAAACUGGUUUCCUUUCUUAAAAGGGAAAAGGUAGAGAUUUUCACAGCGAAAUUUGUACGGAAGGCAUGAUCUUGACCAUUGAGAGAGCAGUGGGUGUUACGUGUUGCUGAUCUGUAGCUGCACCAGUCAAACAACACAGAUUUUUUUCUGCUGAAUUGCACCCAGUCAGGUUGCAAGAAUUAUUUGCUGCUGAUGGUAGCUGCAUUGUUGCUGCAGAUUUGUACACACAAUAAGCAAGUUGGCCAAAUUUACUUUCUGCAGAUCGUUUAGAAAAUUGGUCAUCUGGAAGAGAAAGUAUUUUCUCAGGGAUGUGAAAAAUUGCAACAUUCGUUGGAUUGUGGCAAUUAAAUCGCCAAUCACCUUGGAUGCCAUUCCAGCCAAUCCAAUCUGGUCUUAUAUUUGGUGCAGAAGAUCAAAUUCAGAGAACAAAGCCAGGGGUAUAAAAUCAUAUGUGACUUAGAAGAAGAGGUGUUUUACCCUCUUGUUUAAAAAAAAAAACAAUUGAGGGUCUGACAUGAAGUGUUCACCCUCUUUCCUCUUAGACAGGCCCAAAGAUGAAUGAAGGAGUCUGAUGUGAACUUCAAUAUUUCAGGAUGGACUCACUUUGAAUAAGUCUUGAGUUAUAUGCAGGAUCUCUUAUUUGCCAUUGAGAUCAUGUGAUUGGGUCAGCUCUCGACCAGUGAAAUGAUGGACACUAUGGUCAUAUUAUGAUGAUCGGUUUUGCAGUAAUGUCAGAGAUAAAAAAAUAUAUUUGGAGAAAACAGAGGCACAAGACCAAAUCUAUUUUAGUUGUGUGGAAAAUAAUUGUGUGUACUCUUAUAGUGUUGCACUUGUAACAUACUGGGGUUGAAUGUGACAUUGAUUGUUUUUGAUUGUUUUACACAGCAAGGAGUAGUUAUGGACUGGGCUGUAUUGGAAUAGCAGUGCUGCCAUCUAGUGGGGCUUAAGAAUGUACCUGUGGCUGGCACUAUUUUUCCAACAAAACUCCAACAAAAGUAGAAGUGAAUAAGUCUUUUCUAUUGCCAAAUCUUUUCUGGUAAAUUUAUGAUAAGUUUUGAGAAGGGUAGUGCCAAAAUAUUAAGGAGAUUAGGACCUAUUUAAAAGGAAGCAGGCUUCCUUCAUGCUUGAAUAGCAAGUGUUUGGCAAAAUGAGAAAUGUUAAAUGGGAACAUUUGUGACAGUUUUGCCAUUUAUAAUGUGAAUUCUUUCAUAUAUUUCAUGUGUAUAAUUGUGACAUUGACAUAUACUAAUAUAAAGGGACAAUUAGUUGGAUUUGAAAUGAUGGGCCAAAUUGUAUCAAUAUGGCAUGGAAUGAAAUUUAGAUGAAAAAUCUUAUGGUACAGAAAUUACGUGAAAUCUUCAAAACAGUUACUGUUGCUUUUUCUUAUAUCUCAUAUUUACGUGAUUAUUCACAGCCACUCCUAAAAAUGAACUUUUCAGAGUAAAAGUUGGUUACCUUUUAUAAGGGUCUCGAUCAUCAAUUAGAAACAAAGCAUUGUUUUGCGGGAAUUUGCUAACUUCGCUCUCAUUAAAAGGACAAUUACUUAACUCUUUUAUGUGAUGAAUUUGGUAGAUGAACAAAGAUAGUUUGCAGCAUCAGCUGUUUGAUUUUGAAAGCCAACUAAGAAAUAUUAUGCAAAUUUUAUCAUAUUUUCUAGAUGUGGUAAAUUAAACAUGGCAUUUAUGCUUAAAGAAAUGUUUGCAAAUAUCGAAUUAUGUGUAUGAAAUUUGCAUGUAGUCAAUAUUCAUUGCUUUGUAUUAAUUUAGACAGUGACUGGGAAUGGCCAUGAAUGAACUUACUAUUAUGACAAUAAUUGCAGACAUUAUGAGUCACUGUAUGAUUUUUCCAUCUUUGUUAUGUCUAUUAUUGAACAAAGCACCCCAAUAAUUUUCAUACUUAUUUAUUAAAAAUUCCUAUACUGAUAACUUUUGUCAGCUUCCCCUGGUAUAUGACUGAAAAAUACUGUUUGCUCAAAGCAUGCUUAGGCAAGCCUAUAGAAGUUUGGGGAACUUGGAAAGACAUUUCUUUAACAAGCUUGUGUAUUGUUUUAAAAUCUCUAGUAUAUAAUUGUUCCUUGCAUGCUGGUUGUGAUCUUUUCUGUAGAUUGUUUCUUUUUGUGUGUGUAUUUAUUUUUGCAAAUAACAAUGCAAUGUGCAAUUAGUUCAUGUCUUGCUGGAUUUUCAAUACGUAGCUAAGAAUGGUCAGUUUAAUUCUCUGUUCAGAAGAAGCAUGGCUUCUUGUAAUGGAAAGAUUUAAGGCAACUUCAGUUGAGUGAACUUGUACCUAGAAUAUAUGGAAAAACCUUCCACUUGAGCCUCCAGUUUUAUCCCAAUAUCAUCAGCAUGUUAAGUCCAAUAAGGUCACAGUGUUACAGCCUCUUGAUUUAUUGGUGUUACUGAUACGAAGGUUGUUUAUUGAUUUAAGAUAAAGGACAAGUGGAUUAUGUAUGAUACAACACAAUAUUUGUCACAGCAGCCAUAAUAAGCAAUGUUUUGAAUAAUUAAAAAAAAAACUUGUGUAAAUAUCAAAAUUACAAUUUAAAUAUUUACCUUAUUAAGAAACUGUUAUCAGGAAUUAAACAGGUGUCAAAAAAUAUUUUUAAAAAUGUUUAUUACGGAGGCAUUUGAAAACAAAUUGAUCAAGAUUCGAUUCAUGUUUGCAUCAAGUAUAUGUCACAAUGUACAGAUUGAUGUUUUAUGUAGAUUUCUAGAACACUGAAAUAAUUCUCUGUGUAAAUGUUUAAGGGGCCUAAGCUUUCCUUACAUUCAUAUCACAUCAUACCUGUGUAUGGUCAUAGGUAAUAAAUAUCUUUCAAAUUA